Molecule: messenger RNA, 2265 nt
Organism: Fulvia fulva
Lineage: Eukaryota; Fungi; Ascomycota; Dothideomycetes; Mycosphaerellales; Mycosphaerellaceae
Exons: 2
Coding region: 1-2265 (754 amino acids)
Source: RefSeq, a predicted model, not a curated record
AUGAUUCAACAAAGUUCGCCACCAGACGCGCAGCCGCCAUUUCCAUACAACUUCGGCCAGAGCCCAUCGACUCGCAGGCAUAGCAGCGCUCCAAGGACAGAUAGCACGCUAGACAGUAUGGAGGAGUUGGGCUACGACCAAGUCAUGGCAGAGUUAGAUGAUUUCUAUGGCUCAUCUCCUCUAUCAUUGUCUCCCGCAGCGCCUUACGAUAGCAACAACAAUAAGCACACCGACCUCAAGCGAAACUCCAAAGGCCACGAAAUGCUCCUCGAUGCGCCUCUCUCCCCGGUCGAGAUACCAGCGACUAGAGCAGCUUUACCUGAUCACGAGCUACGCGAAUCUCCGGAGCUCGCCGAAUUGCAGAGCAACCCAUGGACGGAAAAGCCCCAAGGACCGCAGGAGUUCGAUUUACCAGAUGCACUGCCCAUGGCAGUUGCGGAAGACAUCCCUGAGGAAGACACAUUGAAGCUGACGCCACAGCCACCAGACCUGAGCUUCCUCAUACACACAACACUCUCUCCUGGCGUGAGUCAAGUCAUCCGAAACAGUCAUGAACAAGAGCUGUCAGAGUUGCCACAAACACUGCAGGAUCAGUCACCGAUACUGGAGAACACUCAAAACAUUCCAGACGCCUCAUGCCCAGAGCCAGAACCCGAGCAAGAGACGUCGGCAUUCAUCGUCGACGGCAAGGCAGCAGACGAGCCACCAGUCGAGUCUGCAGAAUCUUGGCCAUCAUCGUCACCACCAUCAGAACCAACUUCGCAAGAAGAACAGCAACCUACCGAUAACGUGCAGGAAAAUCACGUGGCACCUAUGCGAUCUGAGCUGGAGCUUCCCAACAUCAAUAGGGUGUAUGCAGUUCCAAGACUCGAAGAUGAGACCCAGGUCACUCCAGGUGCUUCUCUGCCACGCAAUGCCGAACUCCCGGGUUUGGGAGAGCAAGAGACGCUACCCAGUCUGCAUAACUUCGAAUACUCCGGCUCCGCGCCACAGCUGCCGACAUACGUACCUUCGAACAUGAUGUUACAGGCAGCCUCAGAGGUUCUACCACCGCAUGCCACGCCAAUCGCAGCCUCCAGCAGCCAUAGGUCAGAGUUACAUGCUGAGAUGCGAGCAGAGGAAGAUGCAGCAAGCUCCCCGAUACGCCCUGCGCCCGUUUCAGCAUUCAGAGAUCGUCUCAACAGUACCCCUGGGCAGCUUGCUCAGUCCAGUCCAUCUUUAGAGUGGUCUUUGGACAGGUACGGCAAUAUUCUGUUCGAGGAAGAGGAGUCCGACGAGGAGUCUGGAACGGAGCUGCCAAAGCCGAAAGAGACUUCGCCAGAAGAUAGCGCCAUCGAAGUCGCAAAAGCACCUCCCCGAAGACGAAUUCAGCCUAGCAAAGUGCGCGUGGAUCCCAACAAGCCACAUUGGGCUCAACUCAAGAAGCCUGUAGCUAAGAAGCCCCCUCCAAGGAUCAAACAAGUGCCUGUGCAGAGAACAGUACCAUCGCCACCUGCACCCGGGUUCAGAUUUCCGCCAGCGCCAACCGUGUCAACUAGAGCAAGCGCAGCUCCAAACGGAGAGCCCAGACCCACACGAAGCAUCAAACUCGAGGAAACAGGGUCUUCACUGAGCGACUCAUCAUCGAGAAGCCCAUCGCCGCCAGCAGACGACAGAGCCAGCAUACCGUACGGCCAUCACGCCGCUCCUUUCCCUCCGUCCCGUCCACCUCAGCCCCCACAAUACACACGCGCUCCAUCAGCGCGACUUCAGCUCCAGCAAAAGCCCAGACCCAAGCCAGCCAAGACCCGCAAACCGCACCAAAACCUCCUCGCAAGCAUGGUCCCACCCGAAUUCGACAACACCGGCGGCUCCUUCGUCGAGAAAGCUCUGCACGAGAACGAAGUCACCAUGGACGGCUCACCACCACCUCCCGGCCAGCAAGGCAAAGUCUCGCGGAAGCGUGCGUACGCCCCCGAGGACGACGAGAUCGCCUACGACGAGGAAGGCCACAUCAUCACAGCACCAAGAAGACCAGUCAGAGUGCCGGUGCCAGUGCCAGCGCCAAAGCGCGUCAAGACCGAGGUGAAGCCGAGAGUUCAGCCCAAGGCGCCGAUGAAUAAGGAGUUGAUGAGUAUUGUGGGCGCGACUGUUAUGGCGGAUAUGCAGCCUAACAGUCCGAGGAAGACGAGGAAUCAGAAGAGGGAGAUGGAUGCGGUGGCGCCGAAUGCGAGUGCGGCGGCGAAGAGGAGACAUACGAAGCAGGGGAAACUUAUUGCGGGAUGA